GAACACACAACUCACAAUUUCACCACCAAAUACACUAUAUCUAUCAUUUUCAUCACAAACCUCCAAUACAAUUUCACAAUCCUGGUCCUUGUGAUUCCUCCCUCAUUGUACAAACCCAGCACUCCACCGAUCUUCUUUGCUUUCCAUAACACGAUUCUCCAUAUUUGGGAAAAGAAACGAGCGGAUCAAAGAACCAUCUUAUCAUCUACUUUGCCACUUGUUCCUCUGCGAUUCGCGAUUCCCAGAUUUCCUUGUCCUGGAGACGACGAUGAAAUUCACGCACACAACUUCCAAAAACUCCACUGCUCCUUCCACCGACCGAUCAGUGAACCCAAAAAAAAAAUGGAGCUUUCUCUCGAACCCACUUCCCUUCUCGUCCUCCUCUUCCUAGCCUUCAUCACAAUUUCCUACACCUUAACCAACGUCAUAAAAAACCGAUCAUCGACCACCGGCGGCGGCAGGGUACCUCCGGGGCCACGGAAGCUGCCGCUGAUCGGAAACCUCCACCAGCUGAAAUCGCCGCCGCACCGCUCGCUGGCCCAACUAUCGGCCCAACACGGCCCAAUCAUGCGGCUCCAGCUGGGCCAGCUCACCACCACCGUCAUCUCCUCCCCUGCUUUCGCCAGAGAGGUCUUCACCACCCACGACGUCACCUUCGCCAACCGCCCCGUCACCGCCGGCAACCGGAUCCUCUCCUACGGCCUCCUCGACAUCGGGUUCGCCCCCUACGGCGGAUACUGGCGCCACCUGCGGAAGAUCUGCAAGUCCGACCUCCUCAGCGCCAGUCGGGUCGGGUCGUUCCGCCGGAUCCGGGAGGAGGCGGCGGCGGAUCUGGUCGCCGGAAUCGCCGCCGAAUCGCGGGAGGGGGGUGGCGGUGGUGCUGUGAAUCUGAGCAAGAGGAUGGUGGAGAUGACGUACGGGAUCGCGCUGAGCGCCGCGUUUGGGAGGAGAUGCAGGGGAGAAGAAACAGGGGAAGCCUAUGUGUCGAUUGUGUUCGGGAUUGUGAAGAUGAUGACGGGUUUCACGCUGGUGAACCUUUUCCCUUCUGUGAAGUUGCUGGAAUUGGUGACUGGGAUGAAACCCAAGCUGAUUAAGCUGCACAAUGAGAAGGAUCGGAUCGUUCAGGGUAUUUUGGAUGAGCAUAAACAGAGGAGAAGGAACAGAGUUGUCAAUGGAGAUGAUGAUGAAGAAGAUGAAGAAGAUCUGACUGAUGUGCUGCUAAAAUAUCAGCAGCCUGGCGACUCUGACUUCCCCUUGACCGAUGAUUCCAUCAAAGCAAACCUCUGGGACAUGGUGACGGCAGGGGCAGAGACAUCCUCGGCAACAAUGGAGUGGGCGAUGUCCGAGAUGCUCCUAAACCCUCCGGUCAUGGCGGAGGCACAAUCCGAGGUCCGUCGCGUCUACGACGGGAAAUCGACCGUCGACGAGACGCUCCUCCACGAGCUCCACUACUUGAAAGCGGUGAUCAAGGAGACGCUGAGGCUGCACCCUCCGUCUCCCCUGCUAAUGCCGAGGGAAUCGAGCGAGGCCUGCGAGAUCAAAGGGUACCACAUUCCGGCCAGGACCCGGGUCAUAAUCAACGCGUGGGCGAUCCAUAGGGAUCCCGAGUCCUGGCCGGACCGACCGGACCGGUUCGUGCCCGAGAGGUUUCUGAGCCGGCCGAUGGACUACAAAGGGUCCGAGUUCGAGUUCAUUCCGUUCGGUGCCGGGAGGAGGAUGUGUCCUGGAGUGAUGUUCGCGCAGGCAAACGUCGAGCUGUCGCUCGCGAAGUUGCUGUUUCAUUUCGACUGGAAGCUGCCGGAAGGGGUGGAGGAGUUGGAUAUGAGUGAGUCGUUUGGGCUGGCGGUUUGUAGGAAGCAGGGCCUUGUUGCAGUUCCGGUUCCUCGCGGUGCUGUGUAGGAGGUUUUAUAGAGUACUUUGCACAAUGUAUGACAUUAGCUUAUCAUGUUAAAGCAUCGUGGUUGUGAAGUUGCUGUACUGUCUGCCUUCUCUAGCUUUCGUUUUCCUUUUGUUUCCUUGGUUUACACUCUAGAGCAAGGUUGUCAAAUCGGUCUAUGUCAGUGUGACGGUUUAGCAAGUGGAAUGGUUCGAUCGGUGAUACAUACAGGUUUGUGCCGGUUCAUGUCUGUUAAUAUUACAAAUAAUUUAUAAAUACUCAUAUUUAAACAUGACAUUUUACGUCAAUACCUAAAU
Molecule: messenger RNA, 2193 nt
Organism: Linum tenue
Lineage: Eukaryota; Viridiplantae; Streptophyta; Magnoliopsida; Malpighiales; Linaceae
Source: the annotation of a GenBank genome assembly